AUGUUGUGGAAAUUAGCCGACAACGUGAAAUAUGAGGAUGACUGUGAGGAAAGGCACGACGGCAACAGCAAUGGGAACCCCCGGCUGCCUCACCUGCCAGCGGUCAGCCAGCACCUCUACAGCCCUUCUCCGUCCCUCUCCCACUCGGGCAGUUCGGACUUCCAGCCCCCCUACUUCCCGCCUCCCUACCAACCCAUCUCCUACCCGCAGUCCAGUGACCCCUACUCCCACCUCGGCGACCCUUUCAACAUCAACUCCAUACACCAGUCGCAGUCAUCGAACCAGCAGCAGGCGUGGCCCGGCCGGCAGGGCCAGGAUGGUCUCGUCGCCCACGGGAGGAGCGGACUGGCGAGUCAGAUCCUGGGCCUAGAAGGAGGCUCGUCAGGGGUGAGGAGGGAAGGGUUCCGCCGGCCGGAGCUGCUGCCCCCACACCCGCACAGCAUAGAGCCGUCGGUUAUUGGCGAUAACAUGGGGAUGCACGACAUGGGGCACGGACUGGAGGAUGUUCAAAAUGUAGAUGACCACAGUAUUAUUAUGGCAGAUCAGACAGUCAUCAAAAAAGUAUUAGGACUACGAGGUGGCAGGAACCUUGAUCGCUUACAGAGGACUUAUUAUCAGGGGGGCGUUCUUGCGGGGCCUGUCACUCUACCCAAAGGCAACGCUCUGGGUCUUCCUUUCCAGAAAGAGUCCCUGCUUGGCAUGGUAUCAAACCCAACAGAGGUGUUCUGCUCCGUACCAGGCCGUCUUUCCCUGCUGAGCUCCACAUCCAAAUACAAGGUUACCGUGGCUGAGGUCCAGAGACGUCUGUCACCCCCUGAGUGCCUCAACGCAUCGCUCCUGGGAGGGGUUUUACGCAGAGCCAAGUCAAAAAAUGGAGGUCGCUCUCUAAGAGAAAAGCUUGAUAAGAUUGGGCUCAACCUGCCUGCAGGAAGAAGGAAGGCAGCCAAUGUCACUCUACUUACCUCACUAGUAGAAGGUGAAGCUGUUCAUUUAGCAAGAGACUUUGGUUACGUGUGUGAGACAGAGUUCCCUGCAAAGGCAAUUGCUGAAUACCUGGGCAGGCCGCAUGUGGAACGCAACGAGGUUAACUCUCGCAAGAACAUGCUCCUUGCUGCCAAGCAAAUCUGCAAGGAGUUCACAGACUUGCUUACUCAGGACCGUUCACCUCUGGGAAACUCGCGGCCGGCCCCCAUCAUGGAGCCUGGAAUCCAGGGCUGCCUGACCCACUUCAGCCUCAUCACUCAUGGCUUUGGCUCUCCAGCCAUCUGCGCCGCCAUGACCUCACUUCAGAACUACCUGAACGAGGCGCUCAAACAAGUGGACAAGAUGUACCUGACCUCUGGUAGUGACACCCAGGGGUCCUCAGACAGUGGAAGCAAAUCUACCGACAAAAUGGACAAGCACAGGAAAUGAGAACUCAAAGCAGAAUCCUUAUGAACUUGAGAACCCCUGAGUCCCUUAAUCUUACUGCCCUGUCUGCCCUUUUUGGACUUAUAAAAAUCAAUAUUGAUUGAUAAGUAUUGUCAUUUUGAGAGCUGAAUUUGUGUGUGUGUGUGUGUGUACUUGUUCUGUUGAAUUUAUAUCAGAUUUUUUGAGAAGUUAAUGAUUUCUCAGAACUUGUCACAGCUGGCCGCAGAGCAGUCUGUGUUGGCACAUACGGUGAACUUGUCCAAACGGGAGCCCACGUUGCGAGGACGUGAUGCACACCAUAUCGUACUAACCACUUUGCAGUUCCACACAGUUGCCAGUGUGCUGGCUACAACCAUGGGACCUGUACUCAGUUGACAAGAGGAGGAAAAGAACAAAGUGCAUACUGUUUUUCUCUCCCCAGAGGACAUCAUUUCAAGAUGAUGAAGAGUUGCUGUGGCUGUGAAUUCCUCUCAGCCCCCCUCCGCGCUCUGUCUGGAGGCAAAUCCACUGAUUUCCUGUGUCUCAAUGGACUUGCAAAGGACAACUUUUUAUAUGAGAAAGAAGGAGAAGAAAAUCCACUUCAUAUUUUUGUGCUUGAUUUGUACAACCACUUCAAAAUGGCUCCAGUGUUAUUGUGCUUUGUUCAUGAGAGAUGAUUUGAAUCUUAUGUAGGCCUGAAUGAGACAAGACAAUUUUGGGUUUGUUAUUCUGUGUGGUUCUGAAACCAGCCUCUUCAGUGUUCAUGUGGAUUACAGCAAUGCUUCUGUUGUUACUCCAUCUUUUAAACCUGGCAGCAAGAACAAGUUAUUUUUGUGUUAGGUAUUCAUCAUUCUUAGUAUUUAAAAACCCCAGGUCACCAUCAACCUACCAACCAGUUCAGUCCUGCCAGAGUGUAUGUAUGUUGUGAGAAUGUGUGUAAAUGUAUAUAAUUCAUUCUUUAAAAAUGUUUUUAAUUAGACAUUAAAUUCCAAACAUAGAAUUUUAUCCAGUGUCUUGUCCUGGAUGUAAAUAUUUUCUAAUUUAUGUUGUAAUUUAAUGGGCUUGUGUAAAUAGUGGUAUCAUUCUGGUGUAUGGUUUCACUUUUUAUGAUGAUGUGUUAAACUUUUAUAAAUGGGUUAGUUUUUUAUCGCGUAGAGGUUAGGAAGUGGGCAUGAUAUACUUUUUUGAAAAUAUGUAAAAGAAAACUGUUUCAGGAAAAAUAAAAAAUGAAAUGAAAGACUGAAAA
Molecule: messenger RNA, 2635 nt
Organism: Micropterus dolomieu (smallmouth bass)
Lineage: Eukaryota; Metazoa; Chordata; Actinopteri; Centrarchiformes; Centrarchidae
Gene: tfap2c
Product: transcription factor AP-2 gamma (activating enhancer binding protein 2 gamma)
Exons: 8
Coding region: 1-1413 (470 amino acids)
Biological process (GO): anatomical structure development; regulation of cell population proliferation; regulation of transcription by RNA polymerase II
Cellular component (GO): nucleus
Molecular function (GO): RNA polymerase II transcription regulatory region sequence-specific DNA binding; DNA-binding transcription factor activity, RNA polymerase II-specific
Source: RefSeq, a predicted model, not a curated record